Messenger RNA from Aspergillus melleus, 1572 nucleotides. RefSeq lists its product as uncharacterized. Bases 1 to 1572 code for a protein of 523 amino acids. The transcript has a single exon. Lineage: Eukaryota; Fungi; Ascomycota; Eurotiomycetes; Eurotiales; Aspergillaceae. The record is from RefSeq and is a predicted model, not a curated record.
AUGAACACCAUCACCGAGGAGCCCGGCCAGCGUCCGUCCGAUUCUUCCCGCAGUGUUCGAGCCGACCAAAACUGUGUGUAUGCGCGAAACGGCCGUAGAGGUUUGUUAUAUGUUGUUGAAUAUAAAGCGGCCCAUAAGCUUCCAGACGCCUUUCUUCGAGCUGGUCUGAGACCGAUGAACGUCCUGGAGGAGGUAGUACGACGUGUUACAAUCCCAGUGGAUUCGGAAGAGAAGCUCCAAUACGAUGCUGAAUUGUUGUCAUGUGCCGCCGUGGCGCAACCGUAUGAGUAUAUGAUCUUGAGUGGCACCCCGGUGAGCCUUUUGGAUAAUGGGAGAAGCCAGGUGAUGCUUUGGGUUCACGAGGAUGAUCCAACGACUUUACGCUAUUGCCUGCUUAAUCCUAGUCGCGAUGCGGCACCUGAAACUGAUGAUGGCCUUGGUUUUCGAUACCCAUUUACUGCUGUUGGUAACCGGCUCGCCCUGACACUCCUAGCUCUCCGGCUCCCUCAACGCAGCCAGAUUUGGCGUAACAACGCUAUGAAUAACUUGCACAGAUGGGAUGUUGAUUUUGAGGACAUUCUUCGAUUAAUCCCUGAAUCGGAGAGGAAGCAGACUCCGCCGGGCUCAAUAUAUCGAGCGCCACGCUACCCUGUCAACCCCCGAUCGCCGUAUCUCCUACGGUCACGACGGCUGCCGGCAGGCUGCAAUGAUGUUGCGCUGUCUGGCAACCGUACAGAUCCAUCGGACUCGUCAGACGAGUCAAACGACAGACGGCCCUGUCUUCCUUCUUCGCCUAUGGAACAUCUGGGCCAACGGAGGAAACGACGACGUACAUCAAAUUCAAAGCCAUCUGGGGGCCAGCCCACUGAAUCCAGACCCCCAAAUCGCGCGUACUGUACUCAGACAUGUCUUCGUGGUCUGGCAAGCGGAUCGAUCCUCGAUCUCAAAUGUCCAAAUGCACGCUUGCACGGAGCUCGGUCAAGCGAUGGGGGGCAUCCCAUCUCACUGCUGAAACUUGUCAAGCUUGUCAGUCAGCAGCUUAACUCCGAUCCGGACAACCGCUGUAUACCUCUGUGGAAGGAGGGCCUCCAUGGAUCUCUCUUCGCUAUCACGCUUGAAGGGUAUGGCUAUACAUUUGUUGGCAAAGGCACCACAUACAGCUCUCACUUUGAGGGCGACGUAUAUCGGAAGUUGAAACACAUCCAGGGAUCCGCGGUUCCAGUUUAUCUUGGUGACAUUUACCUGAGCCAAAACGUGUUUUGCCUAGACCCGAAGCGCAUCAUAAUCCACAUGUCGUUGAUGGCAUACGGCGGAGUUAGGUUGGAGACGUCUGAUCGCAGCGACCUUCAGGAGCACAUCGCUCGUACAAAAACCCAGAUACAUGAGGCUGGCGUUGAUCAUCUGGACCAACGACCCGCAAACAUGUUGUGGAAUGAGGAGGUCCAGCGAGUCAUGUUUAUCGAUUUUGGUCGUGCGGUUAUCAACAACAAACGGAAAGUGUCGCCAGCAGCCGUGUCUCUCCCUUCACCGAAGAGAUUACGGCAACGCCAUACCCGCCGCGGCAUUGUUUGA